AUGCCUGUCAAUGCCCAUCAGUGCCACCUACCAGUGCCUCCUCAUCAGUGCCCAUCAGUGCCACCUAUCACUGUUCAACAGUGUCCAUCAGUGCAGAUCACUGCAGCCUCAUUAGCGCACAUCAGUGAAGGAGAAAAAUCACCUAUUUACAAAAUUUUAUAACAAAAACUAAGAAAAACUUUUUUUUUUUAAAUUUUCAGUGGUUUUUGGUUUGUUUAGCAAAAAAUAAAAAACCCAGAGGUGAUUAA
This is a messenger RNA of Staurois parvus, 248 nucleotides long. NCBI's taxonomy places the organism in Eukaryota, Metazoa, Chordata, Amphibia, Anura, Ranidae. The record is from the annotation of a GenBank genome assembly.